GUUUAUGAUCCUCGCCACCAUGCUAACAGUCCUAGUGAUAUACAGGGUAAUAAUAAUCACGUGUCCAAAAGUCAGGCCGAGAAUACUCCAUGCCAAACACAGAAGCAUUCCAAUAGAAGUCUGCAGAGCUUUAUGUCGGAAAGUAGAGAUGGCACUUAUCUCGAAGCACAGUUUGCUAUGCUGACUUGUGUUUUUUAA
Messenger RNA from Acanthoscelides obtectus, 198 nucleotides. The record is from the annotation of a GenBank genome assembly. NCBI's taxonomy places the organism in Eukaryota, Metazoa, Arthropoda, Insecta, Coleoptera, Chrysomelidae.